CUCUGUGACAUGUCACUCUCUAAUUGGUGAUUAUGUUGAUUAUAGUUAAACUAUUAAUAAUUAAAUUAUAGUCCAAAAUAGAUAAUUGUGUAAUUUACUAAACUAUGAAAAACCUAAUUUUUGUUUCUUCCCCAAAUCAUGCUCCCAGAAAAUCAACCCUAAUUUGCUGUAUCUCCUCCUCCGUUCCGUCACCGUCGUCGCCACCCGAGCAUAACCGCCUCAUUGGGUGUCCCAUUCUCUCCGUCUGUCGUGCCAUCUCCAUCCUACAAAACGACGUUACUAUUGCACAUGCUUAUGAAUUCUCAAUUUUAAUUUUCAUUGUAGUGCCUUGUUAAUUGAGUGUCAGCUAGGUUUUGUUCGUUUGUCCCCUUUUUUGAGGCAAUUAAUUGCGUUGAUUGAGAAGGAAUGUAUGGCGGCGGGAAAGAAUCAACGACGCCUUAUGGUGCUAAUGCAUACAAGGAUCUGCGGCAUCAACCCAAGAAGGUGGAGGAGGAGGCUGUGGUUUGGGAAAAUCUGCCUCCGUUUCCUUUAAUUUCAGCGUGGAUCUUCCACUGGGUCGCAUGCACGCUUUGGAGUUGGAUUCCAAGAUUCAUCUCAUUGGAGGUUUCAAAUAUUUGUCCGUACUUGAUUAUUAUUGUGAUGGUCCUUGCUAUCCUUCCAAAAAAGUCUACGAACUAGACCUUGACAAGGAAGUGGAGGAGUCGAAUCCAAUAGAUGAUUUUCCAAAGUUAUUGAUACCGGUUCUAUGCUCUUCACAAAAUCUGAAGUGUUUGUUAUUUUAUAAGGAUGUGUGGUCUCGACCAUCUCGUACAUGAGGCUGGUCCUCCGAAUUUUUGGGUUCUACGCGCUGCGACCAAGAUGAAAGAGUUUUCGUCUACUCUUAUGACACCCAUAACUCACAUUGGACCAGUGAGGGUGGCAAUAGUUUUGCGCGUUCUUUUUUGUGUCCAAGUGGGUGGCCAGCGUCGGUCCUUUCUUCCAAGUGUGUAUACUCCAGACUUGUUUUAUCCUGGCAAAUACCUGGCACUUUCAUGCGAAUGCAUUGGAGAAAAAUACUUGAUGUGUGCUUUCCAGGUGGAUGAAUUGGGUGUCUGUUAUCUUCGAAAGGCUUGAAGGCUGCCUAGAUAGAAUGCCAUCCUUCAAUCAUGAGGAAAGGUCUGUGCUUGUUGAUCUUGAUGGCAAAGGCACGUUUCUCGUUAUGUUACCUGGCUUUGCAAAGGAACGAGGACAGGACCUAGUCCUGUGCGUGUUGGUUCUUCAAGUCAUUGUGAAGAAGGUUGUAUCCCAUCCCUUCCGGAUCCCACAUAGAUCUGUGAGGUCCCCAAUGGAGGGUGAUUUCUUAGAUUGGAAGGUCCUUAGCAUGAACAUGUACAGCAUAAAUCGUGGCUUCGAUGAUUAGUUUAGUGUCUCUCUUUUCCCUGGCAUCCCCUGCAACAAAGCCAUUGCAUACGAGGUCCCAAGGGGAGGAAAAAGAAAAUGCAACCAAAUUUGAGUUCCAGACAUGCUUGCUUGCUUCAAAGCAAGGUUACUUUUCACAGUUUUCGGUGGAAACAUUGUUUUACAUAUUAUACAGCAUGCCCAAAGACGAAGCACAAUUAUAUGCUGCAAAUUAAAUGAGCUGCACAAUAGAGGAUGGUAUUAUCACAAAGACAAUCGUUUCUGGUUUAUAAGAGUUCCCAACAUGGAGCCGCUUGUUAGAACGAACACAUACGAGAGAGGAUCUUAUCACUGUUUCGAUCCAAACACAUUUGAAACAUACGAAAGAGGAUCUUAUCACUGUUUCGAUCCAAACACAUUUGAAACUGUUCGCAAGGAUAACUUUGUUCUACAUUAUGAAAUGUUGGAAAAGAGACCGCCUCUACCACAGCAUCGAGUAGGAAUCAGAACCUUUAUUGUAGAGUUUCAACUGUAAAUUUUCAUUCUGGAUUUUAAUUCCUCAGAAUGUCAUUAGCAUAAGUAUUCCUUUAGUUUGGGCUUUCUCGUACUAUAUGUCGCUUGAGUGAUCCAAGCAUUUCUUCUUUAACUGCCCUAAUUUGAACAAAAGAAUAAUGAUACGUAGGUAUUUCGAUAACCUAGUUAUCUGAUGGAUUUUGUCUGCCCCCUAGCUCCAAUGCACAGAAAAGAAAAGCACCUUUGUCAAUAUUUGAUAUGGUUCCUAGGAAUUAUGCGUCAGAGUUAACACGCAGCUGAAUAAUGAUUUAAUUAUUCU
This is a messenger RNA of Arachis stenosperma, 2209 nucleotides long. Its product is annotated as probable NOT transcription complex subunit VIP2. The coding region runs from base 1502 to 1912 and encodes 136 amino acids. NCBI's taxonomy places the organism in Eukaryota, Viridiplantae, Streptophyta, Magnoliopsida, Fabales, Fabaceae. Gene Ontology annotation, cellular component: CCR4-NOT core complex; P-body. The transcript has 7 exons. The record is from RefSeq and is a predicted model, not a curated record. Gene Ontology annotation, biological process: nuclear-transcribed mRNA poly(A) tail shortening; regulation of DNA-templated transcription.